Molecule: messenger RNA, 7889 nt
Organism: Siniperca chuatsi (mandarin fish)
Lineage: Eukaryota; Metazoa; Chordata; Actinopteri; Centrarchiformes; Sinipercidae
Gene: ephb2b
Product: eph receptor B2b
Exons: 16
Coding region: 134-3103 (989 amino acids)
Biological process (GO): central nervous system projection neuron axonogenesis; protein phosphorylation; cell surface receptor protein tyrosine kinase signaling pathway
Cellular component (GO): plasma membrane; neuron projection
Molecular function (GO): ATP binding; protein binding; transmembrane-ephrin receptor activity
Source: RefSeq, a predicted model, not a curated record
UGAGUUCGUUUUCCCUGCUAUCUGGGAUCGCUCUAUUGGAGGUGAAGGACCGCCUGUCCCCUCUCUGCCUUUGCUGUCAAUGGCUUUCGGGACGUAUUUUAUUUGAAUGUCUGGGCGAUAUAAGUGACCAAUAAUGGAUAUUCUAUGGAUAUUAUGGACCAUACCGGCCGUAAUAGCUGUUGAAGAGACACUUAUGGACUCCACUACAGCCACAGCGGAGCUCGGCUGGACGGUCUACCCCGUGUCAGGGUCGAGUGACAAUAGCUGGGAGGAAGUGAGUGGUUAUGAUGAAAACAUGAACACCAUCCGGACGUACCAGGUCUGCAAUGUUUUCGACAACAAUCAGAACAAUUGGGUACGGACAAAGUACAUCCGGCGUCGUGGUGCUCAGCGGAUCCAUGUGGAGAUGAAGUUCUCGGUGAGGGACUGCAGUAGCAUUCCCAAUGUGCCGGGUUCCUGUAAAGAGACUUUUAACCUCUAUUACUAUGAAUCUGAUGCCGACACAGCCACCAGAACCUCACCAGCUUGGAUGGAGAACCCCUGGAUCAAAGUUGACACCAUUGCAGCAGACGAGAGCUUCUCCCAGGUGGACCUAGGGGGCAGAGUGAUGAAGAUCAACACUGAGGUUCGGAGCUUCGGCCCUGUGUCACGAAAUGGCUUCUACCUGGCCUUCCAGGACUACGGCGGCUGUAUGUCGCUCAUCGCUGUUCGUGUCUUUUACCGAAAGUGCCCUCGAAUCAUCACUAACGGGGCGUUGUUCCAGGAGACACUCUCAGGAGCAGAGAGCACCUCCCUGGUGGCUGCAAGAGGUGUUUGCAUCCCUAACGCAGAGGAGGUGGACGUGCCCAUUAAGCUGUACUGCAAUGGAGAUGGAGAAUGGAUGGUACCCAUCGGACGCUGUAUGUGCAAGGCUGGGAACGAGGCUGUGGAGAAUGGGACUGUUUGUCGAGCCUGUCCGUCUGGCUUUUUCAAACCGACUCAAGGAGAUGAACCCUGUAUGCAGUGUCCCAUCAACAGCCGUACCACCAGUGAAGGCGCCAUUAACUGCGUUUGCCGCAACGGAUACUAUCGCACCGACUCAGAUCCUCUCCAGAUGCCGUGCACAACCGUCCCUUCAGCUCCACAGACUGUAAUCUCCAGCGUGAAUGAAACCUCUGUGAUGCUGGAGUGGAUGCCUCCCCGGGAUUCUGGGGGCCGUGAGGAUGUAGUCUUCAACAUCAUCUGCAAGAGCUGUGGCGGAGGUCGGGGAGGCUGUACCCGCUGUGGGGACAACGUUCAGUUUUUGCCCCGUCAGCUGGGCCUGACAGAAUCCCGGGUCUACAUUAGUGACCUGUUGGCCCACACGCAGUACACGUUUGAGGUGCAGGCUGUCAACGGAGUGUCAGAUCAGAGCCCCUACUCCCCUCAGUACGCCUCAGUCAACAUUACCACUAACCAGGCUGCUCCAUCUACAGUAUCUAUAAUGCACCAGGUCAGUCGUACUGUGGACAGCAUCACCCUAUCCUGGUCCCAGCCUGACCAGCCUAAUGGAGUCAUCCUGGACUAUGAGCUACAGUAUUAUGAAAAGGACCAAUCAGAAUAUAACUCUACUGCCGUCAGGAGCCAGACCAACACAGUGGUCAUCCGUGGCCUCAAGUCAGGAAGCAUCUACGUGUUCCAGGUCCGGGCCCGCACCGUAGCUGGGUUUGGACGCUACAGUGGCAAACUGUACUUCCAGACCAUGACUGAGGAGGAAUACAACACCAGUAUUCAGGAGAAGCUACCUCUCAUCAUUGGCUCGGCAGCCGCUGGCUUGGUCUUCCUCAUCGCUGUGGUCGUCAUCAUCAUUGUCUGUAACCGGAGGCGUGGCUUUGACAGGGCUGAUUCAGAAUACACAGACAAACUGCAGCACUACACCAGCGGCCACAUGACUCCAGGAAUGAAGAUUUAUAUUGAUCCGUUCACAUAUGAGGACCCCAACGAGGCUGUGAGGGAGUUUGCCAAGGAGAUUGAUAUAUCCUGUGUGAAGAUUGAACAGGUCAUUGGUGCAGGAGAGUUUGGAGAGGUGUGCAGUGGUAACCUAAAGCUCCCAGGUAAAAGGGAGAUGUUUGUGGCCAUAAAAACUCUGAAGUCUGGCUAUACAGAAAAGCAAAGGCGGGACUUCCUCAGUGAGGCCAGCAUCAUGGGCCAGUUUGACCAUCCUAACGUCAUUCACCUGGAGGGCGUGGUCACCAAGAGCAGUCCUGUCAUGAUCAUCACUGAGUUCAUGGAGAAUGGAUCUCUGGACUCCUUCCUCAGACAAAACGAUGGGCAGUUUACGGUGAUCCAGCUCGUUGGUAUGCUACGUGGCAUCGCGUCAGGCAUGAAAUACCUUGCCGACAUGAACUAUGUGCAUCGCGACCUCGCUGCCCGAAACAUCCUGGUCAACAGCAACCUUGUGUGCAAGGUGUCGGACUUCGGUCUCUCGCGUUUCCUGGAGGAUGAUACAUCAGACCCCACCUACACUAGUGCUCUGGGAGGGAAGAUUCCUAUCCGAUGGACUGCACCCGAAGCUAUCCAGUACAGGAAGUUCACUUCUGCUAGUGAUGUGUGGAGCUACGGGAUCGUCAUGUGGGAAGUCAUGUCCUACGGAGAGAGGCCUUACUGGGACAUGACCAAUCAAGAUGUCAUCAAUGCCAUAGAGCAGGACUACCGGCUGCCCCCACCCAUGGACUGUCCCAGUGCGCUGCACCAGCUCAUGUUGGACUGCUGGCAAAAGGACCGCAACAACAGGCCCAAGUUCAGUCAGAUCGUCAACAACCUGGACAAGAUGAUCCGCAAUCCCAACACACUAAAGGCCAUGACUCCAUUAUCUUCAGGUGUUCAUCUCCCCCUCCUGGACCGCAGUAUCCCAGACUUCUCCAGCUUCAGCACUGUGGACGAGUGGCUGGAUGCCAUCAAGAUGGGCCAGUACAAAGACAAUUUUGCCAGCGCUGACUACACUACAUUUGACGUGGUGUCCCAGAUGACCAUGGAGGACAUCCUGAGGGUGGGUGUGACGUUAGCAGGCCAUCAAAAGAAGAUCCUCAACAGCGUCCAGAUGAUGCGGGCACAGAUGAAUCAGAUUCAGUCAGUGGAGGUUUGACCCUCCCGCGUGGAGCAGAGGGGGGGAAAAAGGCGGUUGGGAUGCAGAGCUCUGGGUGCGGAGGAUGGAGUGGAUGUUUUUUCGCGUUACAGUGUGUCUGGUCUUCCCACCAGACUACCAUUCAUCCCCCGUUCCCCUCUCCACUUCCCUCUCUCCUUCUCUUAUCCCCUCACCCUGACUCUCCCUCCAUCCUUGGGAUCAGCUGUGGAGAGUUGUGGAAGCAAAAGUCCAUGUGAUGAGGCCUCAGAGCCAACCCACCUCUGGAGCUAGAAACAUGGGAGGUUAGAAGUGACCAGCAACACAUUUUUCAAUCUUCCACCAAUUUUCAUUUGAUGUUGAACAUUUAUUUUUUUGGUUUGUUUGUUCUGAUAAUUUUGUAAAGAAUUUUUUAAAGAAAAAAAAAGAAAAACUGAGAAAAGGCAAGGAGUUUAUCUAAAUUUAUAGAUGAUAUAAGGUUGUACAUUAGACGAACUGAGUAGGAAAGCUACCCUUUAAAAGGGCAAAAAAAAAAAAAAAGAAAACAACGAAGAGUUAAGGAGACCAUCCUCUACAAGGUGUGGAUAUUGUCCCUGCCAUUUUUAAUUUUGGACAUCAUGAGGAAACACAGAGUUCUCUGUGGGCUUCUGAAAGGCAAACUGCAGAGGAGACUGAGGGACCCGACGGACACUCCCAACUGUUUCCCCAGGAAAGAAAAUAAAUAAAAAAACAUGAAAUGGACAGCUUUUGGCAUAGACUGAUGUCAAAAACACAUUCAUUCAGACUGACAGUUCACACAGUGAAAUCCACCCUCAAGAAAAAGAAAAAAACAUUUUUUCUCAUUGCAAGUAAUUUUCUAUAUUGUGUGAAAUUUUGUGAUGAAGAUUCCGCCUCACCAUGCUUCCUCUCACUAUAGACAAAAUGACACAUUUGUUUUCCUUUCUUUCACAGCAAAAUACUCACAGCUUGCCAAAUAGAACUCUUCCCUUUUUGCACGCCAAUCAUAAUCUUACUGUACUGUACAUAUCAGAUGCACUUGACCUGCCACAACGCGAUGACUCAGAAACAGUUAUAAUCGAUCAGUUCACAGACUUUUCCUUAGUCUGUGAAAAAAUAGCUUGAGGAGAAAAAAAAACAGCAAACCAACUUCCUACAUAGAUUCACACAAAAAGAAACAGGUUCUACUGUUUACAUCAGAGCCCACAUACAUACAGUAUGUCCUGUUAUAGCAUCCUCCUUCACGUUGUUCAUCUCCAAUGCCGUCUGUGCAUACGUGCACAUGUUGCAUACGCUUACCACAUGCACAAAGAAGUAGUGGCUCCUGAAGCGACGUGACUCGUGUUUGAUAGCAUGCUGAGUGAGUGGUUAAUUUCACAGUGCUUUGAUUUGCUGCAAUUACUAGAACUCUGUUUGGUAAGAGCUUGGAUUUGACACACUUUACAGAGUAUAAUGUGGCUGCAUUAUAUUCAGUGUUUCUUCUUCUUCCAGUUUUCCUUUUGAAAAUACAUUUUUAUGUUUAAAGUAUUAAAGUUUUGAUACCACACCUGGUUAUUUUACACACACACAGUCAUGAAUAGACUUUACAAUCAGGAGUUUGUUGAAUUAAAAACAAAAAUGCAAUGUGUUAUAUUUUUGCAAUUUCUGUAUGGAUAUUAUUGAAUUGUUAUUAUUAUUACUUUUAGUUUUUUUUCUGCACUGAGUCUCCUGUUUGACUCCAACAAACACUCUGGAUCUUCCAUCAAUGCUUAGAAAUUUAUUUUGACACAUGAAUCAUGUUGGUGCACAAAACCAUGUAGAUCAACAGCAUUUCCCUGUAACAGGUUUUGAUUUAGAUUUAUAGACAGUAUAUGCAUUUAUUGUAUGACUUCCUGUGAACAAUACUGUCUCCGAGCUGUCAAUCAUUGUUUGUGUUGUCAUAGGUAACCUGGUGUAAGGGUUGUGUGGGGGAAAGAUGGAUUUCGUAGCAAUGCAAUGAUUCCCUGGAGACGGUGAAUCGGGCGGAGGUUUAUGUAUACAGCCAGUAAAUGAUAUCAGCAGUGCAGAGUUCUUACUGGGCUCCGCUCCGAGACCUGACAGCCAGACAUGGACGUCCAGCUGUGAGCCAUCGGUAAGAUGUGUCUGGUCACAGCGGGGCGGCCGCACCCCGAUCACAGCCGCUCUGUCCAGGCACCAAUUCCCUCUCUCUCCCCUUGAUCACAUACAUGCCUGUCAGCCACCUGUCUGCCGCUCCCACUGAUCUCCACACAGUCGGCUUUCAGCAGUUGUCUGGUUAUGUCUCGGCGAGUUUAAAAGCAUCAACAGCAGCAGGCGAACUGACACUCAUCAGUGGGCAGUUGUGUCUUGCCUUGUCCUGAUGCUGCAUGCCACUGAGUAUGUGAAAAAAAGAAAAAAAAUUCCUCCAGACCGGACGAUGCUUCCACGUUCACUUGUAUCAGAUCCUCAGACUUGACCUGAGAUUUUGUGGUGUCACUACAGAAAGCUUUAGCACCAAAGCCCUGGUUAAAGAAAGUGAGAAACCUCAGUUACUGCACCCCUGUCGUCUUACCUUUCAUUAUCCCUGGCUGUCAACAGAAUUUAAGGCCAGGAGUGGAGGGAUUUUUAUUCUCUUUCUGCUCCAUAAUCCUCUCCUUGGUUAUUUUCAUCUGCAGUGCAACACAUCAGAAUGAAUAUUUCCCUUUAUAACAUAUGAAACUGGAGGAGGAGAAUCAUGAGCUGUUAGUCAUAGCUGAGAGGCGAGCGAGAAGUGAUGCUGUGACCUAAAUGCCAUCGAUGCCAACAUACAGUUUGCUUUUUAACUAAGCUUUUGAUUGUCUUCCUUUUCCAUUUCUCAGUACCUAACAGCUCAUCAGUUUUAUUUAGUGAGGCUGAAUGUCUCGACACGGUACGGCAAAUAUUCCGUCGUCAGAAAAAACACUUAAUGUUGUUCAAGAAAUUAAUCUAAAGUAUACAUAAGGCUGGUGAGUUUCUGCUCCGGCUCCAUUAAAGCUCAUUCAGAUGCUUGUCCAUGGACACUGCCAAGACUUUGAGUUAUUGAUCAAGCAAUUAUCCUUGAACUUUGCUUCAGGGAACUACCUUAAACUGGGUGGGCAGACGAGCUAGACAUAGAAUAGUGCUGAAGUUGACUUUAUGUUGCAUACUGUCUAUGUUUUCUGGUCCUAAGAGAAUACUUUUUGCUGAACUCCUCUGAAUGGUUAGUUUGUUGUUUUCCAUUUCAUCUGAAGGAGUUUAAGAAAACCUUUUGAUUGAAUGUGGAGUGUUUGAAAGCACCGCAUGAAGUAUUUAUGUAUCUUAUGAUUUUGAUGGCACAAAAGAGAUGGAUUGUUGCAGUUCAAGCUGAGCAAUGAUAGUGGGAGAAGAAAUUGACGCACUUAUGUCAAGUGUUUCAAGUGGUUCUGACUUCCUUUUCAAGAGUAGACUGGCUGCUUUCUUUACAAACAGUGAAAAAAGCCCUGUUGUCCAAAUUCUAGAAUAUUGAAAAAUUUAUAAAAACCAAGUUACUAAUUCAUCUGGUACAGUUUUUAUGGUGGGCAUAUUUCUAUAAGAAAUUUUACUUGAUGUGGUGAUUAUUCUUUUAUCGCCUCUCUGAAAUCAGACUGAAUAUUUCAUUUAAAUGAAAUUAUUGUCCAUUACUGUAAAUGGUUUUCACAGGAACGGAUAUAUCUGAAUAUUGGAUCUCUGGGAAAUUUAAAUUCACUGUAUGUCAAUUCAAGAUUUGUAUAUACAGAAAGGUGCCCACUUCACUUUCACUUGCUUAUUCCCCCUUCAAAGCAGUUGUUUUCUACUGUUCACUUUCCAGAAACAAUAUGUAUUAUUUAACUUUUCAGAUGUAGUUUUAUUGUAAAGUUUUACAGCACCAAAAAUAUGCCAUCUAAACAUGCAGAAUCCAGCUUCUCUAGUUAAAAGAACUUUUUACAGUUUUCUUCUGGAAACUGAAGUAGAUGCAGUGUGGUUGUGAUACUCAUGAUGGUUUCACACAGCGUUUGCCUACUUUCAACUUUCAGCAAAACAUACUGUACUUUCUCCUCUUACAUCUGUGAAGUAAAAACCAUUCAGUCCUGCCCUCACCGUGUGCCAAUAUUUGAAGGACGGAGGAAAACCGUUAAGUCUCAGUGUUACUGUUACAUGAUAGUGUGCAUAAACAUGAGCUGUGCCAGGUUGUACCCACUGGGCUGUGUUGCCCAAACUACAGUAUGGCCAGAGCGAGAGGUCUGCCUCCUGUUGUGGAAGACAGAAAAUGGCUCCUGUUUAAUGGAUGCAGCACGAAGCACCAGAGCGCCCUCUACUGUUGUGGUGGUCAACUGUAGUUGGUUGGAUUGACGUUUUCAGGUGCAGAUAGUCUGUGAAUGCUGCAGCAGGUAGAGCUUCAGUGUUCGGGACACUUCAGCAGGCUGCUGAUGGACAAACGCUGGCUGCUGCUCAGAACAAGCCUGUGUCUUUCCUUCUGUUGGACAAACUUUCAUACCACUACGGCACCCUGCCACCUGUGUUCCCCUCUAUGACCCUAUGUUACCUUCUGUUGCCCCCUCCUGCCCCUGAACCCCCCACUACCACUCUGGCUGUUGGCUAAUACAGACGGGGGAUCUCCACGUGUUCCCCGGUCCUUUAAAGCCCACAUUAUAGACCAGUGCCGGUUCACACCACUGUGACUGAUGUGGGAGAUCCUGUAUUUCUGUAUAAAUGUAUAUUGACUGUAACCCUGUGAAUGAUGUAACAAUUUCAUUAUUUGUAAUAUUGUCAUUGGUUUAUUUUCUAAAAAUGGAAAGCCCAACUUGACUCUCCUCCAAUAAAAAAUAAGAUCUGUUAUAAAACA